Messenger RNA from Triticum dicoccoides, 414 nucleotides. RefSeq names its product protein STRICTOSIDINE SYNTHASE-LIKE 10-like. The record is from RefSeq and is a predicted model, not a curated record. Lineage: Eukaryota; Viridiplantae; Streptophyta; Magnoliopsida; Poales; Poaceae. The transcript has a single exon. Gene Ontology annotation, cellular component: endomembrane system. The annotation marks the transcript as partial. Gene Ontology annotation, molecular function: hydrolase activity.
GAUGCCACCGUGCUCCAACCAAGGAUGACAUACCCGAACGGCGUCGCGCUCAGCGCCGACCGCACGCACCUCGUGGUCGCAUCUACUGGCCCGUGCAAGCUGCUGAGGCACUGGAUCAAAGGGGUCGACGCGGGCAAGUCCGAGCCUUUGGCCGACCUGCCGGGCUACCCAGAUAACGUGAGGCCCGACAGGAAAGGAGGCUACUGGGUGGCGUUGCACCGUGAGAGAAAUGAGUUGCCCUUUGGUCGUGAUAGCCAUCUUCUUGCUGUGAGGGUCGCUGCUGAUGGGAAGAUAGUCGAGGAGAUGAGAGGGCCAAAGAAAGUCAGGCCAACCGAGAUCAUGGAAAGAGAUGACGGCAAACUCUACUUGGGCUCGGUGGAGCUUCCUUAUGUCGGCGUAGUAGAAAGGAAAUAG